Messenger RNA from Bombus pascuorum, 1015 nucleotides. It is a transcript of the gene eIF4EHP, whose product is annotated as eukaryotic translation initiation factor 4E type 2. The record is from RefSeq and is a predicted model, not a curated record. The transcript has 6 exons. Gene Ontology annotation, molecular function: RNA 7-methylguanosine cap binding; translation initiation factor activity. NCBI's taxonomy places the organism in Eukaryota, Metazoa, Arthropoda, Insecta, Hymenoptera, Apidae. Gene Ontology annotation, biological process: translational initiation. The coding region runs from base 138 to 797 and encodes 219 amino acids. Gene Ontology annotation, cellular component: eukaryotic translation initiation factor 4F complex; cytoplasm.
UUUAUCGAAAACAUACACAUGAGAGAACCUGUGAAAAGGAAACAGACAUUGAAAAGUCUUUCUAUUUUUAUUUGUAUUUAUUGAAAUAUAUAUCAUUCAUAGCCUUUAAAUAAUAGAUUUAUAUUACAGCGUGAAACAUGUCUAAUAAAUUUGAGGCUAGUACUUGCAGGUUAAAAGCUAAUGAAGACAAUGGGAAUGAUGAAAUACAAUCAAAAGAUAAUAAAAAAACAGAAAAAGAUUUACUACCUUCUAUAGAAAUUAGUCCAAAUGAGCAUAAAUUACAAUAUGCAUAUGCGUUAUGGUAUAGUCGGCGCAGUCCUGGUAAACAAUCAAGUAUACAAAGUUACGACCAAAAUUUAAAAUUGGUUGGUAGGUUUGCAAGCGUGGAGCAGUUUUGGAGUCUUUACAGUCAUUUAAUCCGGCCAUCAGAGUUAACAACAUCUACAGAUUUUCAUCUUUUCAAAGUUGGCAUAAAACCAAUGUGGGAAGAUGAGGCAAAUCAGAAAGGUGGUAAAUGGAUAGUACGGUUAAGAAAGGGUUUAGUUUCUAGAUGUUGGGAAAAUCUUGUAUUAGCUAUGUUAGGAGAACAAUUUAUGGUUGGAGAAGAGAUAUGUGGAGCUGUUGUAUCUAUAAGGUUUCAGGAAGACAUAAUAUGUGUAUGGAAUAAGACUGCAUCUGAUUAUGCGACAACAGCACGUAUUAGAGAUACAUUAAGGAGGGUCUUACAUCUUCCAGCAAGUGCCUCAAUGGAAUAUAAAACUCAUAAUGAAAGUUUGAAGAAUGUUCAUCGGCUCUAAAAUCUUGUGACGCUAACUCAAAGAUUCAAGAUCUUUGUCAACUUUCAGCUCAUAGAUACUUGUGAAAAGGACAUUUAGGUGGAAAAUAUUUUACAAUUACAAAAUUUAAAUGGCCAUCUUAUUUGAUAACACAUUUGAUUCACAAGUGUCCCAUUGUAACUUAUGUAAAUAAUAAAUACAUGUUGAUAAUAAAAAAAUAAUCUUAUUUACAAAAUGUA